Molecule: messenger RNA, 1140 nt
Organism: Nicotiana tabacum (common tobacco)
Lineage: Eukaryota; Viridiplantae; Streptophyta; Magnoliopsida; Solanales; Solanaceae
Source: RefSeq, a predicted model, not a curated record
AUGUUUGCUAGCGGCUGUUCUCCAAAUAUUCACUCAUUUACCUGUUUGAUUAAGGGAAUUUCAUUGAGGGGCAGAUGGCAUGAAGCUCUUUACGUGUGGGAUGGUAUAAAAGAGGGAAUUUUGCCCAACGUUGUAGCAUAUAAUGCACUCCUCCAUGGUCUGUGUUUGGCUGGUAAUAUGAAUAUGGCUCUAUCUGUUUGUAAUGCGAUGGAGAGAAGUGACUGCCAUCCAAAUUCGACAACCUACAGUACCCUCAUUUAUGGCUUUGCUAAAUCUGGAGAUGUGAUUAAAGCAUCUGAGAUAUGGAAUAGGAUGAUAACUCUUGGUUGUCAUCCAAAUGUUGUGGUAUAUACAUGUAUGGUUGAUGUACUCUGCAGAAAUUUCAUGUUUGAACAAGCUUAUAGUCUUCUAGAUAACAUGGUAAUAGAAGAUUUCCCACCAAAUACCAUUACUUUUAAUAAAUUUAUUAAAGGUUUGUGUUUUAGUGGUAGAGUUGAAUGGGCAAUGGUGCUAUAUAAUCAAAUGGAAACAUUUGGCUGCUCGGGUAAUACUGCCACAUAUAAUGAGUUGUUGGAUGGCUUAUUCAAAUGUAACAACGUUACGGUAGCACUUGAGCUUGUUAGGGAGAUGGAGGAAAAUGAUAUUGAGAUUAUAGUGACGAAAAUACUCAUAACAUCUUACUAUGAUAUUGUGAGGAGGAAUACACAUGAUUUGGUUCCAAAAUCUAUUAUGCAUUAUCUGGUCAAUCAUGCUAAGAGGCAUCUUCUUGACACGUUCAUAGAGAACUUGUACCGAGAACCUUUUGAAGAUUUGUUGCAAUUGACGUAUAUUAAAGGGAUUGUCCAGAAAAUCGAUUCAGGUCUUAGAAUAAUUACCUGGAUAUUGAAAGCAAAGAACAAAGUGAGGAGUCAGCAGCAGUACUUAGCAGAAUUCAGCACCAGCAACACCAAUGCAAACCAGAAAAAUGGAUAUGAAGCAGUACAAGACAAUUCGAAGAGUUCUGUUAGGAUUCGAGGGAGAGAUUUUGGAGAUUUGGGAAGAGAAGAAGGAGGGGAGUCUAUGGCAUUAAUUUGGGGUCGAUUGGAGUACCGCCGCCAGCGGAGACAAUUUCCGGCAAGCGGUUUCGGCGGAGGCAAUGAG